Eublepharis macularius is the source of this 3441-nucleotide messenger RNA. It is a transcript of the gene L3MBTL3, whose product is annotated as L3MBTL histone methyl-lysine binding protein 3. Bases 37 to 2313 code for a protein of 758 amino acids. Gene Ontology annotation, biological process: regulation of DNA-templated transcription. Gene Ontology annotation, molecular function: protein binding; zinc ion binding. The record is from RefSeq and is a predicted model, not a curated record. Lineage: Eukaryota; Metazoa; Chordata; Lepidosauria; Squamata; Eublepharidae. Gene Ontology annotation, cellular component: nucleus. The transcript has 21 exons.
AAUAGAGAGAGAGAGAAUUUGGGGGGUAUAUGCACCAUGAACGAAUCAGCUUCUAGUGUAAGUGGGCAAGAUUUUGAUGUAUUUAGUGUAAUGGACUGGAAGGAUGGAAUUGGUACCUUGCCUGGAAGUGAUCUAAAGUUUCGGGUGAAUGAAUUUGGAGCGUUGGAAGUGAUCACAGAUGAAACGGAAAUGGAAAGUGUUAAGAAGGCCACAGCUACUACAACAUGGAUGGUGCCAACUGCUCAAGAAGCCUUCUUAGAAAAGACAGAAAUAUCACUCAACCUGAAGGAAACUGCUAAAGCGGAUGGCAGUAAUUUCUGCGAAAAUUGUUCCCAUUCUGGUUUCAUGGAGGAGUUUGUAACUGGAGAGAAGCUUUGCAAGCAAAAGUGUUCCCAUCAGAUUAAAAACAGAGAACAAAAGGAGGACAAAGAAGUAUCAGAAUUCAACGGUGAAGACUAUUCUAAGGGUGGUCUAAAAAGAAAAGCCAAAUCACCCCCAAAGGGAGAAUGUGUACAGGACAGAGAAGAGAAGAAAGAAAAGGAAAUAGAGAAGCCCGAAGGGAGGAUACUAAGAGUUUCUCAAAGAGCAACACGCAAAAGGAAAAGAGAGAUGGCAAUUUUAAAGCAAACUUUAAUGUCAAAGGAAAAGAAAGCAUGGAGUUGGUCAUCAUACUUGGAAGAAGAAAAGGCUAUAGCUGCACCUUCUAAGAUUUUUAAAGAGUACCAGUCCUUCCCAUAUAACAAAAAUGCAUUUAAAGUCGGAAUGAAACUAGAAGGAGUGGACCCUGAACACCAGUCAAUGUACUGUGUCCUUACAGUGGCUGAGGUUUGUGGCUAUAGAAUCAGACUUCACUUUGAUGAAUACCCGGAUUGUUAUGAUUUUUGGGUGAAUGCUGAUUCCUCUGACAUUCACCCAGUUGGUUGGAGUGAGAAAACAGGACACAAGCUUCAUCCACCAAAAGGAUAUAAAGAAGAUGAAUUUAAUUGGUCCUCAUAUCUGAAGAAAUGUAAGGCCCAAGCUGCCCCUAAAUCCUUGUUUGAAAACCAAAAUACAACAGUAAUUCCAUCAGGAUUUCGAGUGGGGAUGAAACUUGAAGCCGUGGAUAAAAAGAACCCUGCAUUCAUAUGUGUUGCUACGGUAACAGACAUGGUAGAAAAUCGUUUCUUGGUCCAUUUUGACAACUGGGAUGAGAGCUAUGACUAUUGGUGUGAAGCAUCCAGUCCACAUAUUCAUCCUGUUGGUUGGUGUAAAGAACAUAGAAAAACCCUUGUUACUCCUCCAGACUAUCCUCACGCAAAACAGUUUUCUUGGGAGAAAUAUUUGGAGGAAACCAGUUCCUUACCAGCACCUUCCAGAGCUUUUAAAGUGAAACCAAUUCAUGGAUUUCAGAAGAAUAUGAGACUUGAAGUAGUUGAUAAGAGGAAUCCUGCACUCAUCCGGGUAGCUACAGUUGUAGAUACUGAUGACCACAGAUUUAAAGUCCACUUUGAUGGCUGGGAUAGUAUUUAUGAUUACUGGACUGAUGCAGAUAGCCCUGACAUUCAUCCUGCAGGCUGGUGUGGGAAAACUGGACACCCUCUUCAGCCUCCUCUUAGUCUGUUGGAGUUAGUUGAAGCUUUAGAACAAGGAGGAUGCCCUACUCCAGGCUGCAGAGGAGUUGGACAUACAAAAAGAGCCAAGCAUGGCAUGGGCCGCCACAGUGCCGUCAGCUGCCCAUACUCUGAGAUGAACCUGAACAAAGCACAGAUCCUUUCAGAUCGUUUGAGUGGUGAGAUGCCUUUAAAUAAUCCACCAGCACAUUGGAACAGAAAGACAGAAGUAACUGAAAGAUCAGCCUCUCCUGUAAUCAAGGGAUGCCAUACAGCUAAGGAAUUUGCUCAGAAGACUGAGUGUGAAGGAAGGAAGAUGGACAGCACAGAGUCCUCUCUAAAUGAAACCAAAGACAACAAGGAAUCCAGUAAUCAGAGGUCCCAUCCUCAGCCAGUCAUUUUGUCUUCCAAACUGACAGUCCCAGGCUUACCGUUAUGGUGGGAACAACAGCGUAAGCUCCUUCCUAGUGUGGCUGGAAUCCCUGCCAGUAAGGUUUCCAAGUGGAGCACAGAUGAGGUCUCAGAGUUCGUACGAAGUUUACCAGGCUGCGAGGAACAUGGCAAAGUAUUCAAAGAUGAACAAAUUGAUGGAGAAGCUUUUCUGCUAAUGACCCAAGCAGACAUAGUCAAAAUAAUGAGCAUUAAACUCGGACCAGCCCUAAAAAUCUUCAACUCAAUCCUGAUGUUUAAAGCUGCUGAGAAGAACUCUCACAAUGAACUCUGAUGGAAAAUAUGUACAGGGGAAGCCUGUCCAGUGCAGCUCAAAGUUUAUUCAAAGCACAAAGACUUAAAGGGAUCAUCAAACAAGAACUGUCCAAAGGGAAGAAGAGGAAGCUGGAAUGGAUGGAGUGUUGAUAUUCUCUGAGAACCAGGGCAACUGAACACUUCUGAGAAGUGCUUUAAGAUUUUUAGCAAGAUACUCUUAAAAAGAGUAGAAAUCUACCAAACUGACAGCUCACAACUAGGCUUCUUUAAUUUGGUGAGGGAGAUCAUUAAUGUAUAUUAAAAUUAUGAACAUAUUAGUUUUAUUCUAAGAAAUCACAUGAAUUCACCAUAGAGCAGUCUCCCCCCACCCUCCCGCCCCCCCUCUGUCUUUCAUAACAAAUUAUCUACAGCUUACUUGGUCUGUAAUAAUGGAGAUUUUUUUGUGUCAUUUUGUACCAUAGUUCAUACUGACAACUGAUACUGGACUAUGAUUUCUCUAGUCUCUUACAAGAAAAAAAUGUUGGAGAACAAAACUCUUUUUGAUGCUUUGUUUUUGCACGAUUGAAAAAAAGGUUCAAUGAAUUCUUCCACUGGCCUUAUUAGUGUUACCACAGUAAGAACCACCAGCAACUUCAUUCACUGUCCAGGAAGUAAUCGUACCUGUGUUGUGUUACUGACAUGUUUAGUCUGCAGCCUGUUGAGACAACAGAAAAAAAAUUAAAAAUGAUUAUAUAAAAGGUAAUAUCUUGAUUCUAAAAUAUUUUUUAAAAUGUAAUACCUUUUAUGAGACCCAAAUAAAAUAUCAAUAAAUCACAUGCAAAUGUCACUAUCAUACUCUGUGAUAUUUUAGUUGGUCCUAAUAAAAAGUCUUACAUUGUUUCGGAUUUUUCUCUGAACCAAAAUAGUUACAUACAAUCUCUGUUUAUUUUGGGAAAUACCACAUUUAAGGACAGAUUUUUCAGAUGGAGGAAGAUGAUUUGCUGUGGAGGUUUAUAUCCACCCACUCACUAGGUGAUAGUACUCAGUGUGUCUUCCUUUUAAUCUUUACCUAGUGUUUCAUCAAAAUUAAUCUCUGGUUCUAUUAACCUAGACUAUGGACUCUCACAUUUUCCCUCUACUCUUGGGCUUUUAAAUGGUGUGUUCCAUU